UUAGAAGCUGCUGUGGAUAAUGAGGAGCCGGGGGUGGGGGCCCUGCCGCUGCAUUGGCCACCACCAACUAAUUGGGACCAGAAGCUGGGACCUGAGAAGAGGGAGGGGGAGAGACAGACAGACAGAGAGGUGGACACAGGGGGUGUGUCAGAGAUAAAAAUAGAGACUGGUGGGGGGACCAUUAGAGCAGAAGACAGGGACAGAGAGAAAGAGGGACAGGGAGAGCAACAGAGAGGAGGGGCUGUGAGGAGAAACAGAGACAUGUAGAGAAGAAAUAACAGCCAGGGGAGGGACAAAGACAGAGAGUGGCCUGGGAGGAGAGAGAGUAGGAAAGGAAGCAACAGAGAAAGAAAGAAUGGAACAGAAAGGAAGAAAAGAGAGGGAAAGAGACUAACUGAGCCAGAUCAAGAUGGAAGGAUGAGGGAAAGACAGAGGAGAUGGAAGGACAGAGGACCUAGCCAGAGAUUCCCAGAGAUUAAUCCGGCAGGGAGAGAACAGAGGGACAGAGCUAGGGAGCAGGGGAAAGGAGCAAGGACAGGUAAAGUGACUGACAAAAUCAAGAAAACCUCAGAGAGCGGUGAAGAGGAGACAGACAGACAGGGGCCCUGAGCCACCCUGUGCAUGUGUUUAAGCCCCUCCCUGGGAUGUGUUCGGGGGUGUCGUGAAGAGAAAGCCCAACCCCCCCAACACUGGCUCUUAAGAUGAGGCCCUCCAUACACAGUGGGGAGGUGGACAAAGGUGGGACGUCCUAAAGGGCAGCAGUAACCUGGGACAAGGAAGCCUGGGCUCCCAGUUUCCCAGAGAGGAGGAGCCGGAGCUUGGGCUCCUAGGUUUAAGAGUGGGUGGGACGAGGACCCAGACUCCCGGUUCUAGGGGAGGAGAGGCCUGGGGACCUGCAUUCCUGGAUCUGAUGGAGGAAGGCCUGAGGCUGGAGGCCUGGAUGCCUGGGUCUGAGGGGAGGGACCUGGGGAACCCAACUCCAGGGUUUUGAAGUAGGAAGGUGUGCCAGGGAACUAGACUCUUGGUUUUGGGGUAGGAGGGAACAGAGGGCCAGGACCCCUGGUUUCAAAGGGAAGAAAGUUUGGGCCAUAGCCUUCCACCAGAUCAUCCAGUCCCUAUCUGCCUUCCUCAGCCCAGAGACAAUGUCCUUUACCUCUGUCUCUUUAAGAGCCUAAACCUGUUGCUAGGCUCCCAGGAUCCCCUAGGAGGGUGUCAGGUGCGUCACCCAAAUGCCCCUGAGACCCUACCUCCCAAUGCCCCGCCCAGAGCCAUUCUGCAGCAUUCAAAGGUCUCUGCAUCCAGCUCUGCUCACCUGCUGUUAUCUUGGACACCACUGAGCAGCAGCUAUAGGCAUCUCCCAGAGCUAUGAAAUCCUGCAGCCUGAUCCUCUUCCUCCUCGUCUUCCUCCUCGCUGGACUGGGUUCCAAGGCCGCCCCCUCGGCCUCUUCGCCUUUAGGCUCCGACUUUCCGGGGAUGGGCCACCCCUCUGAGACAUCCUCUCCUGCUUCUGAUAAUUCCACUGGAGAUCAGCCUAACCCAGAAUUCCCUGGGACUGUUUAUGCUGAGCCCUCCAAGACACCUCACCUAGUUUCCCCCGAGACUUCCUCCCUUCUUGACCUCCCUGGGACGCCCAACCCUGACCUCCCAGAAACCUCACACCCAGAGUUCCCUGAGACCCACAAGGCUGACCCACUGUCAACCUCAAUAUCAGAAUCCUUAGACAUCCCCAAAAUUACCCCCUCCCAAAUGACACACCCAGAGCCUCCUGAGAUCCCCAAACCUGGCCCAACUGAAAUUCCACACCCAGGAUCUCCUGAGACCCCCAAAGCUAACCCCUCCAAAACUUCACGCCCAGAAUUUCCUGAGCCUCCAAACACUUACCCUAUGCAAACCACACACCAAGAACCCACAAAGACUCCCAAAGUUAAUGCCACUGAAAUCUCACAGGCAGGAAUCCCUGAGACCCUAAGUCCUGACCCCACCAAGACUUUUGAUCCCAGAUCUCCAGAAGCCCAUAACCCUGACACCACUGAGCCCCUAAACUCUGAAUUUCCCCAGACCCUGUAUCCUGACCCUACUGAAACCCCCCACCCAGAAUCCCAUAUGACCCACAACCCCAACCCCACCAAAAUUUCCCAAACCAAAUUCCCCACAACCCACUACCAAAAUGCAACAAAUGUCCCCAUGACCUCUGACCCUGAAAUCUCUACUAGUCUUUAUCCAGAAACACCUUCGCCCUUCAUGGAUGAAGCUACUGCCCUAAAUCCCAAGCUAGAAACCCUUGCAGUCACCCAGCCCGACUCCCCUAAAUUUCCCACCUCAGAUUCUCCAGGGACCGUUGAGCUGAAGGCCCCCCAGAACUCUGACCCUAAGGGGCCCGACACCCCUCCUCCCUCAGCCCGGAUUGCAGGCCCCCCUGCUCUUCCAGGGCCCCCCAAUCAGCUGGCCCCUGCCACUCAGCGGGCCCCCCAGCGGCGCAGCGGAGGUGAGAGAGUCAACACUAUCAUCGUGGUGGAACGAGUGAAGGAGACCGGCGUGACUCUGGUGGGGCGGCCCCGCGGCGCGGCCGGCGGCGCCCUGUGCCUGUUCUUCGCGGGGACUGGGCUGCUGCUCGGCAUUUUCCUGCUGCUGUGGUGUCUCUACCGCCGGGCAGCGCGACACCGGCCCUUCGCGCACCACCGCCUCCCGGACGACGGAGACGAGCCGGUUAUGCAUUUGGACACCCCCAAGGACCCCUACGACCUCUACUUUUAUGCACCGGAUGCCUGGGUCCCUUCGCACAUCGCCACCAAGCAGCCGCCGCCCACACCCCAGCUGCCACCCAAGCUGCCCCCACCACCCCGCGGGGGCCGCCCUCAGCGCCUGGAGGCACUGUCCCCCGCCACGCUCCCCAACAAUUUCGUGUGAGCCCUGCCUGAGUCCCACCAGACCUGCGAAUCCCCAGAGGGAGGGAGGACCCAGGGGUCCUGUCCUCCUGACAUGCUUUGCUACAUAGUGGACCUAUGGGAUAGGGAGUCCAACACACAGAGAUGCUUUCGCUGUGGUCGGAGAACACAGCCUGAGGUCGAAUAAAUCAGGUGUUCCCAUGA
Microcebus murinus (gray mouse lemur) is the source of this 3089-nucleotide messenger RNA. NCBI's taxonomy places the organism in Eukaryota, Metazoa, Chordata, Mammalia, Primates, Cheirogaleidae. The record is from RefSeq and is a predicted model, not a curated record.